CUAAAUUCUACAUGUCAAGUGAAGAACCUGUGGUUGAGGGAUGUGAAUUAUUGGGAGGGUUCGGAAUACUAGUAUAAUCAAUUCUAGGAUUACUUUGCUUUUUAGUCCUUGUUUGUAAUAUAUAUAUUAAUUUUAAAGUCAAGAGACAUUUAGAAAAACCUAAAAGAGUUUGGAAAAUAUUUUUGAUGGUAAUUUGAGAAUAGAUAAUUUAGGAUACUGCAAAAUAAUUCGUUAGUGCUAUUGUUCAACAUUUUUUAAAUAUUGGAUUAGCUUUAUUAUUGAGUUCUGCAGAUAGUGGAGAUUAAUGUUAAUGGUACUCAAUUAAUUAAUUUAGGUAUUUUAUUACAUACAUGCUUGAUUGUACUGUUGGAAUGGCUAUUAAUUGCUUAUUUAUCACUCUCUUUGAAAAACUAUUUCAAAAAUUGGGUUAAACGGUAUACAUUAGAAUAAUUCUUUUAGUAAUUUCAAACUGGCAAUUAUUACAUUAUAUCAUAUCCUCAAAUUACAACUUAUUCUUUAAGUUCCGAUGAUUUGACCCAAACAAAAAAAGCUAAACCAAAAGUUGAGGUUGCUUAUGGAGUUUAUGUAUUUUAAUUAACCUUAUGGAUUUUAAUCGUUGUUGCAGUAAUUUAUCACUCAAUAAACAAGAGCAAAGUUAUCCUAUAUUUCUUUUAAUUACUCUUGGGAGAAUAUUUACUAACAGCAGUAUCAUGGAUGUUUUAGCCUAUCAAUUAAUAUCCAGAACUUGAACUUAUUAUUGUACUUGUCCUUAUACCUUUAAUAUUUAAUGCUCUUUGCGUAUCAAAACAGGUUAUUAUAGUUUUGGGUGCAAGAUUCAUUUCUCAAGAAAAGCAAAUUUAAGAAAAAGGAAAAAACUGCAGUUUUAGAUGCUUUAUAUGAGAAAUCUGACUAACCAAUUGAAGUAGAUAUCAUAGAUGGAGAUGAAAGCUCUAGACCUUCUAUCGCAGGAAUAGAAUUAUAGACUCAAUAAAAAAAGAACGAUUUAGUCAUGACAGAGACUUAAUCUGAUAAUGAAAUUAGUGAACAAUAGACUAAUUCAUCAAAUGAAGUUUGA
Paramecium sonneborni is the source of this 1075-nucleotide messenger RNA. Lineage: Eukaryota; Ciliophora; Oligohymenophorea; Peniculida; Parameciidae. The record is from the annotation of a GenBank genome assembly.